GAUUAGCAUUACGGUAGCAUUUUUCGACAAGGCAGCAUAUAUCGACAGAACACCGGAGCCCCCGCCAUAAAAACACGAUACAAAAGAAUCAAGUGAGCGACAAUUAAUGUUCCCCAGUAUAUAUAGGGUUGUGCGAAGCCCACCACUUCUCAUUUUGCCCACUGCGCAGGUACCCCACAUUCCUGCUAUCUACAAAUUACCAGAGAUUGGCUGAAAAGGGUGGGAGGACUGUCCUAUAAUAAACAUUAAAUAGCCCUAGUCCUCCAGCCGCUACACUACAUUAUAUUAGCUCUCGAAAAUCGAGGAGCCCCGUGAAGGAAUAACCCUCAUAAACACUUUCCCUCCAAAAAAGUGGCUGUUUGUCGCUAACAUGCAUUGCACGUGACGCUGAGCGUGCAGAAAUAUCGAAGAAAAAAAAGGAAGCGUGCCUCACGAGGCGGCCAAGGUCCGCUUUAUAUUUCUGACUUUACUGAUUUGAAACUUACCACACCAAUAAUAAAAACAAACCCCUGUGUGAUGUGGGCCGCUAAAAAUACUGAAAACGAGCCAAAUUAUAUUUUAAUAUAUUUAGUUGUAAAUAACCGUCAUGUAUAAAAUCAGACAUUCUGCGGUUAUAUAUUAAUAUAUGUAUUAUAUACUAAUACAUAAUUGACACCAUCGUAUGUAACAGUUUGAUAUGGGGGGCGGGGGCGGCGCACAAUUUAAUAAUUUAAGUAGCCUACGAUUGUCUAUUUAUUGGGGGGCGGGGGUACAUGUCCUCCCCAGUUCCCAUGCCCCUUGAAACAGUUGCGACAAAACGGACAAUAUUAAGCACAUUUAUGAUUAAGCUGUCACGUAUAGUGGACAGAUUGAAAGCAAGUGUUGAGGCUGGCUAAUCACGAAGCAUUAAGUCACAAAAGUAAAGUGCCUGCACCAUUUGUUGAUGUACUCAGCAAGUUCUUCCCAAGCUCUUAUUGUAUCCACCCCUGGAGAAAAGGCUGAAACUACUGAGGUUUAUGAAGUACAUUCUUUCUGUCUCUUUUUGGGGAAAUUGCAACACAUUUGGUUCCUUUUUAUGAAGACAAGGCUCCUCUGCCAAAUGAGUGCUGGCAGUCUGCAAGCCCCAGGCUGGCAGUUCAUCCAGUGUGAAAUGUGUGGAGAUCCUGACACUUGCACACAGCGAUGGACCUGAGCUUCCCAAUGCUUUUGGUGGCCGUAUCCUGCCUCAGGAAUGUCUGCGUGGCCAUAGAUGAGGACUGUGUGGACCUUGGUGUUAAGGUGGAGUCAGUGUUCACCAUUCCAGGGGAGGCUGCCAUGCUCACCUGUCACCUGGACAAGAAUGUCACAGAUUCUGACAUCAUCUCCUGGCAUAAGAGUAACCCAGAUGGGCAACUGAGUGUGGACAACCGGUGGGUCCAGGUCCAGAAAAACAUAAUUUGGCUUCUGAGAAGCACGUUGCAGGACAGCGGCACCUACAUGUGUAUCCUGAGAACUGCUGAUCAGUGCUUCAAACAAGCAAUGGUGCUGUCUGUGAAUGAAACUCGACCAGAGGACUGCAGUCGACCAUACCGACCAACUCAGCCACUAACCACAGUUGCCAAUGGUCUGCUGUUUUGCCCAUUGUAUUCCUACAUGGCUCACCUGACUAAGUAUUCAUUUAAGUGGUAUAAGGGCUGCGAACCCCUCCUGAACGGGGACAAAUAUUCCAAUGUGAACAGGGACAUGCUUGUGAUAAAGAAUGUGGCUCUCAGCGAUGCCGGAAACUACACCUGCAGAAUGGCAUUUACCCUGGCUGGGUCUGCAGGCUACAUCUCCGAGACAAUUUCAUGUGAAGUGAAAGAUCAGUGGAACCUGCGGCCAAUGGUGUCUGAACCGAUUAAUGAUACAAUCAAAGCAAAUCCUGGUUCCUCUUUCAGUAAGACCUGCCGGGUGUUUGUGCCUGGACAUGGCGAUCACAUGGUGGAUGUAGUCUGGGCUUUGGAUCACUUGAUCUCUUUGAACCUUUCAGACCGCGUCAACCAGAUUCCCCUGGGAAAAAGCAGAGUGGAGAAUGGGGAGUGGCUAGAAGUACUACUGAACUUUACUGAAGUGGAGAAAGAAGACUUCUACAACACAUACAGGUGUAUGGUCUUCAAUGACAAGGGACUUGUUGUUGCUAACUUCACCUUACUGCCUUCAGAACCGAACCACCUCCUCUCUGUGGGCCUGUUCUUUGGCAGUCCAGCUCUGAUCUUCAUCAUUGCCGUUGCCAUGUGGCGGAUCAUUAAAAUCGAGGUGGCCUUGUUGUUCAGGAGCUCCUUCCCAUGUCUCUACCCAGACCCAGGAUGCGACGGGAAGCUGUAUGAUGCCUACGUAGCUUACCCGAGGUCGUGUGGGGGGGCUGUCUGCGGGGGCCAGACCUGUAGAGCUGUUGAGGAAUUUGCUCUCCGAAUCCUGCCCGAGGUCCUGGAAGGAGAGUUGGGCUACAGGCUUUUUAUCAUGGGGCGGGAAAGCCUGCCGGGCGAAGCGGUGGCAGAUGUGGUCCAGCAAAACAUCGGGAAAAGCCGGCGCCUCCUCCUGCUGUAUUCUGCCUUCUCCCUUUCCCACCCGGAUGCUGCUGAGAGUUUGGAGCGGCAGCUGGCCGUCCAUGCCGCUCUCGUGGAGAGUACGGUCCCAGCCAUCCUAGUGGAACUAGGGGAGUUAGUUGACAGCACGGUCCUCCCCAAAGCCAUGCAGUACCUUCGGAGCCGACAGGGUGCAGUGCGGUGGGGAAGGAGCAGUGAGGAAGGGACCAUGGAUAGAGGACGGGCCUCUGACAGGUUCUGGAAACAUCUGCGGUACCACAUGCCACCUAGGAUCAGCCAGACAAGCCCCCCGGAAAAAAACUUCUUACUGAAGAUCUAGGUGGAUGAGGAACCAAAUGACUGAAAGCAGAGACUGGAUUGUUUUCUUGAAAUCUGAUCAUGCUCAUGUGCCAGUCAUCCUUCAUGAAGCUGUCAGCAGUGUGUGUGCUUUUAAGCCGUUGUUCAGUUACACUAGCCGAUUACUUGCGUCAAUUCACACUCAUAUAUUACAGUUUGUUUGCAGGGACAGUCAGUAAUGGGUGGUUUUUAGUGUCUUUUCAACAUAUAUACUGCAGUCGGUGAAUUGUAUUUUCAUGCCAAACAGCAUAGAAAAGCUCUGAAAUACAUUUCAUGUGGAUCUUUUUGUGGGCCUUGUUUGGGCAUUUUGCCGUCAGCUCCUGCUCCUCCCAUUUUCAUACACACUGAAGAAAGCAUGACCUUUUAGGUUGCCUGUCUUUCAAGGAGAACUUUAGCACUAAUUGAUGUGUUGAAUGAAUUAUGGAUCAUACCGUAAGUCAAUUUGUAGCAUUUUCAGUGUCUUGUUUUGUGAGUUAGUGCACAGUAAUCGAAACUGUAGUUUCUUCCAGCUCUUAUUCUUCUGGAUGUCAAGUCACUUUAUGUGUUUGGAUCGUUGUGCCAUUGGAGGAUCCAUGAUCUUUGGCCAAACCUAGUUUUCUGACACUGGGUAGCACAUCUCCCUCUACAGUCCCUCAGUAAUCCUCUGAUUUCAUGAUCCCUUUAAUACCUUCAAGGCCUCCAGUACCAGAGGCAUCAAAGCAGCCCCACAGCAUUACAGAACCUCCACCAUAUAUAACUGUAGGCAGGCUGUUAUUUUUCUUAUAAGCUUCAUUUCGUCGGCCUAAAACAAAUCGCUGGUCUUCAUUGUCCAUUGAACAUUCUCCCUGAAGGAUUGUGGUUUCACUAGGUAGGUUUUAGGUCUCUAUGUAACCUAGUGGUAUUCAUCUUGCGCUUUGCCCAUAAAGCCUUUCUUGGUUUAGUGUGUGGCAUAUGGUACGGGUUGAGACCAUCAGCCUAUGUGGCAUUUUUCUUUUUCCGUUUGAAGACUUUGCUGAUUAAUUUUAAUCCACCCACUGUGUCCUUGGAGGUUCCUGACAGUUUCAUGCAGCAAACUUCUAAGUAACAUUGCAAACUGCUGAAACAGGGAUGCCAAAGCUGCUGGAGAUGGCCUUGUACUCUUCAGCAUCCUUAUGCUUGGUGAGAAUGGCUCAGAUAGAUCUGUUUUGUUUUUACCACUGUAAAAAAGACUAACAGUGGCCCUUUUAAGCAUUAAAUUAUUAAUUGAAUAAUUCAAGUCAUGAGCACUAAAAAUUUGUCACAGGUGAGUCUAAUUUCACUGCAAUGAAAAUCUGUUUUUUUUUUCCAAAUAUUUGAAUGUUUCAGAAAGGGUGCCAAUUUUCUUGCCAUAGCAGUGUUUCUGUUUUCAUCUUUUUCCCUCCUUAUUUUUAUUGUUAUAGUUUAAUCCUGUACUCUUCUGUAUCAAACAUAUGAGUGUAUUUACACCAAACCUGUUCCACUACACAUUUCUUUCAGGAGAUAUUGUACAUGUCAUUUGGAAAAUUCAGGGGUGCCAAUAACAGUAACUGAUCCAUUUGGCAAUUUUACAGAGCGUACUGGGAUUGCCUGCCUACUCCUGAACCUGUGCUGCUGUGGCUGGGUAUUACAUGGCUAUAGUGUCAUUUGCAGUUUAUACCAAAUGUACUUGCAAAUUCACAGUAAGUUUUCUGUACCAACACUGUGUACACUGGUUUAAACAAGAAAAUACCUAGGAAAUAGAAGCAUGUUCUGUGAAAAGUAAAUAUGCAAGACCUAAUCUGUCUUUUGUGGUUUUUUUGUGCUUAAGAUAGCUAUUUCCUGAAAUAUUACUGUCACAGUUCAGAAUAAAGUAUUACCAUAUAUUUUUGCCACUA
Molecule: messenger RNA, 4729 nt
Organism: Paramormyrops kingsleyae
Lineage: Eukaryota; Metazoa; Chordata; Actinopteri; Osteoglossiformes; Mormyridae
Source: RefSeq, a predicted model, not a curated record